This is a messenger RNA of Pelagomonas calceolata, 1297 nucleotides long. The record is from the annotation of a GenBank genome assembly. Lineage: Eukaryota; Pelagophyceae; Pelagomonadales; Pelagomonadaceae.
CGGCACGGGAUCGCUGCCUUUUUGCUGCCUUUCUUGGCUCACGCGUCUCUCAGUUGGCCACGAUGCCCCGGCGCGCGGGACGGCGCGGCGGCCGGCGCGGCAGCGGCUCUCGACCACGGGGCCGGCCGUCGGUGAGCCCCGUGCGCCCCCGGGGGGCCGCGUCGCCACCCGUGAUGCCAAUAGGGAUGUACGGCCAACCCGUCUACUACGCGCCGCCUAUCGCUUACGCGCCGAUGUACGCGGCGUCGGCGCCGCCGGCGCCCGGCGGCGGCAGCCCGCCGACGGGCUACUCGCAACAACCGUACGCGUCGGGCAGCCCGCCGCCAGGCUACUCGCCGCGCUCCGUCGCCGAGUGGCAGCGCUACUACGCGAAGCCCCAGCAGCCGUACCCCUACUACGGCGCCUACGCGUCGCCGCCCUACUCGCAGACGUCGUCGCCGCCGCCCUCGCCGCCGCAGCACGCGCCCUCCUACGCGGCGGUGCCGCCCCUGUCGCCCGAAGAGCCACCGCCGCCGCCGACCAGAAAGCGGAACCGCUAUACGACGACCUAUAAGCAGGGCCAGAGCGCCUUCCGCUUCAAAGGGACGGCUGCAAAUAUCCCUGCGACGCCGGCCGACGACGUCCAGCACUUCCCGGACGCGCGCGGGCGCCCGUCGGAGCGGUCGCCGCCGUCGAAGCGCGACGUGUCGCCCGUCGUCUCGCCGCGCGGGACGACGCGGUUCCGCAUCAAGCCCGGCGCCUACGACAGCCUGUUUCCCUCGUCGCCGGACGCGGCCAACGAUAACGUCUCCGUGGAGAAAAGCGACAAUGCGGUGCCGCCGGCGCUGCUCGAGCGCUUCGAAGCCAUGGACGCGGCCGAGACGCGCAAGCGCGCGGAGUCGGCGGAUGCUCAGUCCGCCGCGUCGAGCCCGCGAACGAUCGCGUCGCCGGGCACGACGCCGCCGGCCUCGCCGCCCUCACAACCGCGGCCCGUCUGGUCCGGCGCGUGCGACGACAACGCUUCGUGGGCGGAGGAGCCGGCGCCGGCAGAGCCCGGAUUAGUGCAUCGCGGGGAGAUAUUUUUUUCGCCAGGCAAGCCUGAAGUGGUUCCGACGCCGCGCGGCAGCCGCGGGUCCAAGUUCGACCUGCCGUCGCCGUCGACGGCGCUCGGGGCGCUCCAGAACGACCUCUUCUAGGUCCUAAUAUACCAUCGUGUUUUCUAGAGGUGUCUUCGUAGGCCGAUCCGUGGUGUUCCUCUCGACCGCGCGACGACCCCGGGCCGGAGCAGUAAGCGUCUCACAGAUGAUGAUAUUUACAA